Molecule: messenger RNA, 1425 nt
Organism: Gymnodraco acuticeps
Lineage: Eukaryota; Metazoa; Chordata; Actinopteri; Perciformes; Bathydraconidae
Product: A-kinase anchor protein 13-like
Exons: 10
Biological process (GO): adrenergic receptor signaling pathway; positive regulation of canonical NF-kappaB signal transduction; regulation of Rho protein signal transduction
Cellular component (GO): actin cytoskeleton; membrane
Molecular function (GO): guanyl-nucleotide exchange factor activity; MAP kinase scaffold activity
Source: RefSeq, a predicted model, not a curated record
AAGAGUCUGUCCAUUAGCAACAUCGCCGGUCCGGUGUUUGACGACAUUCCCAUCCGAGGCCUGCGGUAUCUCUCCCAGUCCACUGACUCUCUGAACAGAACCAACCAGGUCACUGAGUCCAUGGAGUCGCUCACUGACGAAGGGACGGAGAUGAUGGACGGACAGCUGAUGGGGGAGUUCGAGGCGGAGGCCAGAGAGAUGGAGGCGGACUCCUGGAGUCUGUGUGCAGAGCAGGAGUAUCUGCAGCAGCUGGACAAAGAGCUGGUGAAGAAACAAGACGUCAUCUACGAGCUGAUGCAGACGGAGCUGCAUCACAUCCGCACGCUGCGCAUCCUGUCGGAGGUGUACAGACACGGGCUGCAGAAGGAGCUGACGCUGGAGCUGCAGACGGUGGAGAGGCUGUUCCCCGUGCUGGACGAGCUGCUGGAGCUCCACACGCAGCACCUCCUGCGCCUCCUGGAGAGGAAGAGGGAGAGCCAGCUGCAGGCGGGGGGCCACGGGGGGGGGAGAGCCAUCCACCGGAUAGGAGACCUCCUGCUGGGACAGUUCUCAGGAAGCAACGGGGAGAGCAUGAAGAGGGUUUACGGGCGAUUCUGCAGCCGCCACAACGAAGCUGUGAACCUUUACAAAGAACUGCUGACCAAAGACAAACGCUUCAAAGCCUGCAUAAAAAAAAAGAUGAGUAGCAGCAUUGUGCGGAGGCUUGGUAUCCCAGAAUGCAUCCUGCUGGUGACCCAGAGGAUAACGAAGUACCCGGUGCUGAUUCAGAGGAUGCUGCAGCACACGAGAGAGAGCGAGGAAGACCACGAGGACCUCUCUCUGGCGGUGCGCCUGGUGAAGGAAGUGAUCGCGGCCGUGGACAGCAAGGUGAACGACCACGAGAAGAGAAAGCGUCUGAAGGACUUCCACGGCCGCAUGGACAGCAAGUCCAUCAUGAUGAUGAAGAGCGGGCAGAUCUUCGCCAGAGAGGACCUUCUGAGGCGGAGGCUGGUGCACGACGGGGGGCUGCAGCUGAAGAACGUCCAGGGGAGGCUGAAGGAUGUCCACGCUCUGCUGCUAUCGGACGUCUUCGUCUUCCUCCAGGAGAAAGACCAGAAAUACAUCUUCUCCAUGCUGGACCAGCGCUCCACGGUGAUCUCCCUCCAGAAGCUGAUCGUGAGGGAAGUUGCUAACGAGGAGCGCGGCCUCUUCCUCAUCACGGCGGGCAUCGAGAAGCCGGAGAUGAUGGAGGUGCUGGCCGGAUCCAAGGAGGAGCGAAACACCUGGAUGCAGCUCAUCCAGGAGGCCAUGCAGUCCAUGGAGAAGGACGAGGACGAAGGGAUUCCCAGCGAGACCGAAGACGACAAGAGACAACAGGAGACAAAAAACAAGGAGAUGAGAGGUGAGACGAGUGUUUCUGAGGAAGGGUUUACGUUCACUACCAAG